AUGGAGGUGGACCCGCCGGAGACCAUGGACCAGCGCGCUGAGGACAAGCCUCAGCUGCUGGGGGAGCCGCCGGGCUCGCCCCCAUCGCCGCCGGCCCUAGAGGAGAUGGAGGCGAAGGCCGAGGCGGCGCAGGCUAACAUUGAGGACGCGGUUGAGGCAGAGAAAGUGGACAAGGCUCCUGAAAAGCCCAGAGAACUCGCAGUGCCCCCGAGGCGGCCGCCCCCCAGCGACCCGGAGGUGGUGCGGAUCCAGGCGUGGUGGCGCGGCAUCCUGGUGCGGCGCUCGCUGCUGUUCGCCGCGCUGGGCGCGCUCACCAUCCAGCGCUGGUGGAAGCGGGCCCGCCUGCGGGCGCUGGAGGCCCGGCGGCGAGCCGUGCUGGAGGCCUUCACCCGCAAGGAGUGGGCGGCCGUGCGGCUGCAGGCCUGGGUCCGCAUGUGGCGCACCCGCCUGCGCUACUGCCGCCUGCUGCACGCCGCCCGCAUCAUCCAGGCCUACUGGCGCUGCCGGGCCUGCGGCGCCCGCGGCUUCAUCAAGGGCCACUACCGGGUCUCCGCCAACCAGCUGCACCUGGAGCUGGAGAUCGUGCUGGGCUCCGAGCCCUGCAUCGUGUCCGAGUGCAUCCCCCUCCCAGUAAAGCAGUGA
Molecule: messenger RNA, 642 nt
Organism: Pipistrellus nathusii (Nathusius's pipistrelle)
Lineage: Eukaryota; Metazoa; Chordata; Mammalia; Chiroptera; Vespertilionidae
Source: the annotation of a GenBank genome assembly